AUGGCUGGAAAACUGAAACUUUACUGCUUUGAUGGAAGAGGCAAGAUGGAGUCAAUUUGCUGGUUGUUAGCUGCAGGUAGGGUCGAGUUUGAAGAAGAGUUUUUGGAAACCUGAGAGCAGUAUGAGAAGCUCCUGCAAGGUGAGUCCACACAAAACCGCAAGAAAAGUGUGAGCAGACUUUACUAUAUCUCAGAGGAGAGGUGUGAAGAGAAGACUUUGAAGACUCAGGAGGACCUGAAGGAGAGAGCCCUGAUUGAUAUGUAUGUUGGAGGAACCAAUGACCUUAUGGGCUUCAUUCUGAUGUUCCUAUUCUUAUCGACUGAGGAUAAAGAGAAAAAACGUGCUGUUGUAGUUCAAAAGGCGACAUGCAGGUAUUUCCCAGCAUAUGAAAAGGUUUUGAAAGACCACGGGCAGGACUUUCUUGCUGGCAACAAUUUUAGCUGCCCAGAUGUUCAUCUUCUUGAAGCCAUUUUAAUGGUAGAAGAAGUCGGAGGUGUUCUCAGCUUUCCUCAGUUACAGGCAUUUAAAGAAAGGACAAGCAGCAUCCCCACAAUCAAGACAUUUCUAGAGCCUGGAAGCCAGAGAAAACAUGUUCCUGAUGAUAAAUACAUGGUCACUGUGAGGAGAGUUCUCUGCAUGUAUUAUGAUAUAAAGCGAAUUAGCAUGCCUGGCUAA
Egretta garzetta (little egret) is the source of this 675-nucleotide messenger RNA. Its product is annotated as glutathione S-transferase 3-like. Gene Ontology annotation, biological process: glutathione metabolic process. The record is from RefSeq and is a predicted model, not a curated record. The transcript is spliced from 6 exons. Gene Ontology annotation, molecular function: glutathione transferase activity. Lineage: Eukaryota; Metazoa; Chordata; Aves; Pelecaniformes; Ardeidae.